AAGACGUCCUUGCAUUCACAAAAGUACAGUUGCGCGCGCGCUCUUUGCAAACCCGAAAAAAGUCCCAGCACAACAGAACAUUUACAUCUGGUGCAGAGAUCACCAUAUUUUAGCACGGGGGAAAGUAACAUAAUUAGCUUAUCGAUAGGUUUGAUGCGUUUAUUUUGUUAUGCCUUUGACCUACUGCUACAUUAGAAAAUGGCGGAGUCGGAUGGUGGGGAUUUCGCCUCGAAUCGUCCGCAGAACAGUAUGGCUAACCAGAAUAGCACCCUGCGUUGCACGUUCUCAGCCCCAAGCCAUAGCGCCACUCUCCUGCAGGGCUUGUCGGUCCUGCGAGUCCAGGGGCAGCUCCUGGAUGUGGUGCUGGCCAUCAAUGAGGAGCGCUUCCAGGUUCACAAGGCAGUGCUGGCCUCCUGCAGUGACUACUUCAGAGCCAUGUUCACCGGAGGCAUGAGGGAGUCAAACAAGGAUACCAUUGAGCUGAAAGGCUUGUCCGCCCGCGGCCUGAAACAUAUAAUUGACUUUGCUUACAGCGCAGACGUCACACUUGACCUGGACUGCAUUCAGGACGUACUGGGAGCAGCUGUCUUUCUCCAGAUGGUCCCAGUCGUGGAGCUCUGCGAGGAGUUCCUCAAGUCAGCCAUGAGCGUAGAGACCUGCCUGAACAUUGGCCAGAUGGCCACCACCUUCAACCUGUCCUCCCUCAAGGAGUAUGUGGACACCUUUACCUUCCGCCACUUCCUGCAGAUCGCUGAGGAGGAGGACUUCCUACACAUUCCCAUGGAGCGCCUGGUCUUCUUCCUGCAGAGCAACAAGCUGAAGAACUGCAGCGAGAUCGACCUGUUCCAUGCUGCCAUCCGCUGGCUGCAGCACGACGAGGCCCGCCGGGCCGGAGCCGACAAAGUGCUCUGCCACGUACGAUUCCCCCUCAUGCGCUCCUCGGAGCUGGUGGACAGUGUGCAGACGGUGGACAUCAUGGUAGAGGACGUGCUGUGCAGGCAGUACCUCCUGGAGGCAUUCAACUUCCAGAUCCUCCCCUUUCGUCAGCACGAGAUGCAGUCCCCUCGGACCGUGAUCCGCUCCGAAGUAGUUUCACUCAUUACCUUUGGUGGGACACCCUACACUGACAAUGAUCGCACUGUGAGCAGUAAGGUGUUCUAUCUUCCAGACAUUGCCGCGCGUCAGUUCAAGGAACUAACGGAGGCGGAGACAGGUUCCAGCCACGCCUGUGUAUCGGUGCUGGACAACUUUGUUUACGUAGUAGGCGGGCAGCACCUGCAGUACCGCAGCGGCGAAGGGGCGGUAAACGUCUGCUUCCGCUAUGACCCGCACCUGAGCCAAUGGCUGCGCAUCCAGCCGAUGCAGGAGGUGCGCAUUCAGUUCCAGCUCAACGUUCUUCAAGGACAACUCUACGCCACUGGGGGGCGCAACCGAUCUGGAAGUCUGUCGUCCGUAGAGUGCUACUGUCCCAAGAAAAAUGAGUGGACCUACGUGGAACCACUGAAACGCAGAAUCUGGGGCCAUGCAGGAACUCCCUGUGGUGACAAGCUCUACAUCUCAGGGGGUUACGGUGUCUCGGUGGACGAUAAGAAAGCCCUGCACUGUUAUGAUCCCACAUCUGACCAAUGGGACUUCAAAUCGCCCAUGAACGAGCCCAGAGUGCUUCAUGCUAUGAUCAGCGCCAAAGACCGUGUUUACUGCCUGGGCGGUCGCAUGGACCACGUGGACCGCUGCUUUGACGUCCUGGUGGUUGAGUAUUAUAUUCCAGAGAAUGACCAGUGGACCACUGUUAGCCCCAUGCGAGCAGGGCAAUCUGAGGCAGGCUGCUGCUUGUUGGACAAAAAGAUCUAUAUUGUUGGAGGGUACAAUUGGCAUCUAAACAAUGUCACAAGCAUCGUGCAAGUGUACAACACAGAGGCUGAUGAGUGGGAGAGGGACUUGCACUUCCCUGAGUCUUUUGCAGGAAUUGCGUGUACGCCGAUCAUACUUCCACAAACCACCACGCAACGGUAAUCCCUCCGCCCAAAGUGUCUGUGACAAUUUGAUUCCAUGGACGAUUCCUCACAAAACUGAAAACAAAAAAAAUACCAUGAUUUGGGGGAUUUUCAGUCAAUUUAAUCCACAGAAGGGUCCUUUGGAAGAAGGAUAGAUGACAUACAGUGCCUUCAGAAAGUAUUCACACCCCUUGACUUUUUCCACAACUUGUUGUGUUACAGCCUGAAUUUAAAAUUGAUUACAUUUGGAUUUUGUGUCACUGGCCUACACACAAUACCCUAUAAUGUUAAAGUGGAAUUAUGUUUUUUGAAAUUUUUACAAAUGAACAAAAACCUGAAAUGUCUUGAGUCAAUAAGUAUUCAACCCCUUUGCUAUGACAAGCUUAAAUAAUUUCAGGAGUAAAUUUGCUUAACAAGUCACAUAAGUUGCAUGUACUUAUGUGUGCGAUAACAGUGUUUAUCAUGAUUUUCGAAAUGACUACUUCAUCUCUGUACCCCACACAUACAAUUAUCCAUAAGGUUCUUCAGUCGAGCAGUGGAUUUCAAACAGAGAUUCAACCACAUAUACCAGGGAGGUUUUCCAAUGCCUUGCAAAGAAGGGCACCUAUUGGUAGAUGGAUAAAAAAAAGCAGACAUUGAAUAUCCCUUUGAGCAUGGUCAAGUUAUUAAUUACAUUUUGGAUGGUGUAUUAAUACACCCAGUCACUACAAAGAUACAGGGGUCCUUCGUAACUCAGUUGCUGGAGAGGAAGGAAACCACUCAGGGGUUUCACCAUGAGGCCAAUGGUGACCUUAAAACAGUUACAGAGUGUAAUGGAGAAAACUGAGGAUGGAUCAACAACAUUGUAGUUACUCCAUAAAACUAACCUAAAUGACAGAGUGAGAAGAAGGAAGUCUGCACAGAUUAAAAAUAUUCCAAAACAUAGAUCCUGUUUGCAAUAAUGCACUAAAGUAAAACUGCCCUAAACAAUUGGCAAAUAAAUUAACUUUAUGUCUUGAAUACAAGACAAUAUUGAAUGUUCCUGAGUGGGCUAGUUACAGUUUUGACUUAAAUUGACUUGAAAAUAUAUGGCAAGACUUGAAAAUAGCUGUCUAACAAUGGUCAACAAACAACUUGACAGCUAGAAGAAGAAAAAUAAUCAUGUUCAAAUGUUUUACAAUCCAGGUGUGCAAAGCUCUUAGAGACUUACCCAGAAAGACUCACAGCUGUAAUCACUACCAAAGGUGAUUCUAACAUGUAUUGACUCAGGGAUGUGAAUACUUAAGUAUAUUUGAUAUUUCAUUUUCAAUAAAUGUGCAUAAAAAAUCCCAAAAUAUGUUUUCAAUUUGUCAUUAUGGGUUAUUGUGUGUAGAUGGGUGAGUUUUUUUUAUUUCAUAAAUUUUUAAAUUCAGGCAGUAACACAACAAAAUGUGGAAUAAGUCAAGGGGUAUGAAUAGUUUCUGAAGGUACUGUAUUUGACAUUUGUAUCUUAACGCACAAUUGAGAAAUAAUGAAUUGAAGUUGGAGUAUUUGUGACAUUUUCGCCUUGACUAUGCCUCCUUUAAGACUCCAUAAUGUUUAAUCUGUUAAGAUCUGUUAAGAUGUUGCUAUAAUAUAGGCUAAAGUGUAUUACUACAGCUUCCAUCCUAUGGUUGAGGUCCAUGUGCGGCAUUAUAAUGAACUGUGUUUGAAAUUAUGUGAAGGCCAGAGCCAGUGUAAAUGUAUUAGUGGCCUUUUAAUGGAAAAUAAGUGAUAGCUCUAAGGACAGACUUGCUUUUAAAUAGAUCAUUAUUGACAUUUCAAUGUAGUUUGGGGUGUUUAAAAAAAUACUUAAAGCAAUACCCACAAUCAAAAACCUAUUAACAGAUUUGCAGGAUAACAUUUCUACAUUUGUGCCCUGCAUCAAGGAAGCAUGUUUCUAUUAAUUGGUUGGGUAAAUACAUUGAAAUAGUCAAUUUGCAGGGUUUAACUUAAAACAAAACGAAAAUUACAACAGAUUUGAUGAUUGAUUAGACUGCAUGGGAACCGUAAGCAUUGUUCACAUUGAAGUUACUCAAAUUCAAUUUUAUUGCAUAUAGCGGAUUAGAAUCUGUUCUUUUUCCUGCAGUCUGAACAGCCAAAAAGCACAUGGAAUUUGAUAUUUCAAGACACAUUUCAAACCACCUUUGUAGUUCCUUUGAAGUCAGAUACAAAUCUUAUUCCUGGCCAUGCGUCUUGUCUGAACCGUCAAAUCUGAUUUGCCCUCGUGUGGUUUUUAGACAGUUAUUUGGCAUAUAUUGUUGCUUGCUAGCUACUCUGUUGACAGUUUAACAAUAACAUGUGGUAUCUAACUAGCUUGUUAAUUGUUUACAAACAAAUUAGUGAAUGUGCUAGAAAUCUAAACAGAUACCUAGCUAGCUAGUUGACUGCUGUGGCUAGCCAAAAAGGACUUGUUUUGAAACUACUUGUCUUAACCUUUGAGGCUUAAAAAGUGUUCUUACACUAUGAUGUUGAACAUUCAAAUCAACUGGGAAACGUCCAUGGGAGGCAUUGUUGUCACCUUAGCUUGCUACAUAACUUCUGAUGCUUUGAUCUGAUACCAUUUCUGUCUAGCCGUCUAUGCAUACAAUUUGAUGCAUACGUUUGAUAAAUCCAAAGUGUCCACCACAUAGAAUGCACUGCAACUGCUUCUGCAACGCAAUGCUGCAAGGCAAACGCAGCGUUCCAUUGGAAAGGAAUGUACAGUACUGAUCAAAUGUUUGGACACACCUACUCAUUCAAGGGUUUUUCUUUAUUUUUACUAUUUUCUACAUUGUGGAAUAAUAGUGAAGACAUCAAAACUAGGAAAAAACACAUAUGGAAUCGUGUAGUAACCAAAAAAGUGUUAAACAAAUCAAAAUAUAUUUUAGAUUUUAGAUUCUACAAAGUAGCCACCCUUUACCUUGACAGCUUUGCACACUCUUGGUACUCCCUCAACCAGCUUUACAUGGAA
Molecule: messenger RNA, 4944 nt
Organism: Oncorhynchus masou masou (cherry salmon)
Lineage: Eukaryota; Metazoa; Chordata; Actinopteri; Salmoniformes; Salmonidae
Product: kelch-like protein 26
Exons: 3
Coding region: 199-2013 (604 amino acids)
Molecular function (GO): protein binding
Source: RefSeq, a predicted model, not a curated record